AAGAUGAAUGGGGUGAAGAUAAUUUCCAUGCUUUUGGCUAUCUUAGGGUAGUGGUUAAGGACAUAACCAACUUGAGAUUUCACAUUUGAAUUUCAUAACAUUAUUUGAAUUGUAUUGAAAUUUCAUAACAUUAGUUUACUGUGUAUACUUGUGGAUUGCUUCAACUAGUUAGUUACUCAUUACAUAGCUAUUAAUCUGUUUUCCUUAUUUUUUCUGAUAGAUUAUGGCGAGGACAAAGCAAACUAAGAGGGUAUCGUCUGAAGAGUUGGCCGAUCGUCGUGCCUAUCUCCACGCUUCUCAUAGGCGAGGUGAUCAUGAUACAGAUGUGUCGACUUCUCGGAAGCGGGCUAGGAAGGGUGCUAGGAAGGGGGCUCCGAAGGCGACCACUGAGGUUCCUGCCCCUGCUACUGAGGUUCCUGCUACUCAGGUUCCUGAUACUGAGGUUCCUGCCCCUGCUACUGAGGUUCCUGCUACUCAGGUUCCUGCUACUGAGGUUCCUGCUCUCUCGACGCCUGAGGUUACUGCUACUGAGGUUUCUCCUCAGUCGACGCCUGAGGUUACCGCCCACGAUACUGUUGAGCCUUCCACCUCUUCACUUGAUAUUGAUGCAGUUGAGGAGCCGGAGUCGGAGUCGGGGUCUGAGUCUGAGAUUGAGGGUGAGGAUGUAGAGGUAGAGGAUCCGAAUAUGCCGCCGCUCCAGAGAGAUCCACCGUUUCCUGGUGGGCCGGUUGAGUUGUCACUUCUGCAGCAUUACCCGGAUCACAUAGCACCGUGGACGUGGCAUACCCUACUAGGCACCACUGACCCUCGUUAUUCUGAGCGAGGUGAUUUGAGGCUUGCUACUGCUGGUACGAAGCUCGGGCUGAUGACGUGUGAGGGGGACAAUUACAGGGAGGUCCGGUUGAUUGUGGAGAGGAGCGGACUGUAUCCACUGGUCAAGUGCAGCUAUGUAGAGACGGAUCCAGGGCUUAUAUCGGCCCUUGUGGAGAGGUGGCACGAGGAGACUAGUAGUUUCCACAUGCCAUUUGGGGAGAUGACUGUCACCCUUGACGACGUCUCCGCUCUUCUUCACAUCCCGGUUGGUGGGAGAUUCUACACUCCAGGAGUGGCCUCGAGAUAUGAUGUGACAGAGACCUGCGCUUUGCUGUUAGGGGGGGAUGCAGAUUUGUACAUGGCUGAGUUUGAUAAGCUUAGGGGUCCGACUAUGAGGUUCAGCUUCUUGCGAGACCUUUACCCGAAAGCUGUUGCAGAGGGGCGGUACGAGCAUGCAGCCAGGAUGUACCUGAUGCAUCUUGUUGGCGCGACAUUGUUCGCCGACAAGAGUGGGGGGCACUCAUUCUCCGCCCGUUGGAUAGGCAUGCUACAGGAUCUUGAGCGGGUGUCGGAGUUCGCGUGGGGCGCCAUGGCCCUUGCCACGUUGUACGACCAGCUUGGACAGUCUUCUCGCAGCGGGGUCAAACAGAUGGGCGGUUACACUUCCCUGUUGAUGGCCUGGGUCUUUGAGCACUUUCCAGACAGGCUCGUUCGCCGGUAUGCGAACCCGGCUUACACAGAGGACCAGCCCAGAGCUCGUAGGUGGACAGAGUCACGGUCGGGGCAUGCUAGGCUUGACGAGAGGCGAGUACUACUUGAUGAGUUGACGGCCGACGACGUCACUUGGACUCCAUAUGAGGCCCACAGGGAAUGGCGACAGCGGGAUGAGAUGGCUUUGUUCUCAGGCUACAUUCGGUGUCCCUAUCCCCCUGCUGUGCGACCUCAUCUUCCGGAGCGGGUCAUGCGACAGUUUGGGUAUAUACAGACGAUCCCGCGCCACCCUAGUGAGAUGGAUAGAUCUCCCGCAGCUGAGGCUGUUGAUGCGGCAUUCGCAGGUUAUGUGCAGUACUUGUUCCCUGAGGGCGACCCUGCUAUAGAGGAGGGACAGGCUGUGGGCGGUUACAUGGAUUGGUACGCUAGAGUGUCUCAUUGUUUCAUCAUACCGGAUGAGAGGAGGAUUGAUCUCAGUGCCGUGGCUGCUUUGCGUAGGGCUUUAGAAGUCCUUGAGUUGUCACUUGAGGUGGAUGAUGCUUUGCUGCCAGGCACACAGGCCCGCGCUUUAAAGGAGAGAGCACUUCGCAUCCUCCAGGACUUGGCUGGGACACAGGGCAUUGCUUACGCUGCUGGGAGAGGAGGUCUGGGAGCAGGUGGCCAAGUAGGUGGCCGAGCCGGCGGCCGAGCAGGUGGCCGGGAGGGCGGCAGGGCAGCAGGUGGCCGGGAGGGCGGCAGGGCAGGAGCCAGGGGAGGUCGUAGGGGCAGUAUGACGAGCACAUUUUUCUAUGAUGAUGAAAUGCUGCUUCUAAAACAAGAUAAUGAUGUCAGUGAAGGAAUGUUGCUUCAACAACAAGAUAAUGUUCAGCCUAUAAGUGUGGAUACCACUCAUUUAUGGUCGACCGAUCAGAUAUUUGAAACUGUUGAUGACCUUAAACAAUGGGCUAAGAAUGUUGGGAAGGACAAUGGAUAUGCGAUUGUGACUGGAAGGUCUGAUUAUUCCAGAAAAGGUGGAAAUAUGUAUAUUGUUCUGCGGUGCUCGAAGCAUGGUGUGUACAUCCCGUACAAGGACCCUAAGUCCUUCAAGUACAACUCCACCGGAUCACAAAAAUGUGAUUUUCCUUUUAAACUUAAAGGACGACCUACGGAGGGUGAUAAAAAUUGGUGGCUGAAAGUGUUGGAAGGGGUACACAACCAUGAACCAGCUAGAUCUUUGGUUGGCCAUUCCUAUGCUGGUCGACUAACAGAAGAAGAGAAGGUUCAAGUCGACAGCAUGAAUAACAAUUGGGUCCCACCGAGACACAUGUUGGCCACUUUGAAGGAAAAUAAUCCGGGUAACUUGUCUACCAUCACUCAAGUGUAUAAUCGCAUCAAAAAAGUUAAAGAAUUAGACCGCGGGCCACUUACAGAGAUGCAAUAUUUGCUGAAGAAGUUGGCAGAAGCCAACUAUGUUCACUUUGAAAGACAUGAAGAAGAUUCGGGUGUCAUUAUGGAACUUUUCUGGGCUCAUCCUAAUGCUAUUAAACUCUUCAACACAUUCCCUCACGUGGUAAUCAUGGAUUGCACAUACAAGACAAACAAAUUUUAA
Molecule: messenger RNA, 3112 nt
Organism: Lotus japonicus
Lineage: Eukaryota; Viridiplantae; Streptophyta; Magnoliopsida; Fabales; Fabaceae
Exons: 5
Coding region: 224-3112 (962 amino acids)
Biological process (GO): meristem development; meristem maintenance
Source: RefSeq, a predicted model, not a curated record